UCCGCUUAUCAUUUAUGUUUAUUUUAGUGACUUGAUAAAAAGUAGUCGUUCUAGUCAUUCUUACUUCAACGCUAUUCAAUUAUUAGAAUUCAGCACAUAAGGUUAAAAUGUUAUAGUGUAAAAUGAAUAAUACUGCACUAAUAGUCUUGCUGACUUUAGCGUCUGUCGCUGGAUACAAAAUAAUGGUCCUAGCUCCAGUACCUAUGAGAAGCAUGAAUAUUCUCGGCGUUGGUUAUGUUCGGCAUCUACUAAAUGCUGGUCAUGAGGUCACCUACGUCUCAGUAUUCCCAUUAAGAGAAAAGUCAGAAAACCUAACUCAAGUUGACUUGAGCAACAUGAAUUUAGACAUUUUUGAAGGUACGGCUUACUUGUACAUGAAGACUAGCUGUACCUAUGCUGCCCUCGUUAAAAUUAUUAUUAAAAUUGAUGAUGACGCAGGCAAUAUUAGCUACUUCAUAACACAACCACCAUCUGAAGGUACAAACGUGGAGUACAUGGCUAACAGUGCUAAAGUGGCGGAGGCUACCUUCCAAAAUAAGGAAAUGCAAGCAUUAUUACAUGACCCGACUUUCAAAUUCGAUGUGAUCAUAUGUGAUUAUAUGGAAUCCGAAAUGUAUGCGGCUUAUUUUUUUACAGGUUUGACUGGUCCAAGAGAAAAAUAUUUUUACGAAAAUUUCUUUGCACCCUUAUUUUUGAAGAAAAACAAGGCAUUACCAAAUUACUACGAACUCAUGUAUAAUGCAUCCUUAGUGUUAGCAAAUGAUUUUCCAGGAAACGGUCUGAUACCAAGCACUCCUCAAAAUUUCAAGUUUAUUGGGGGAUAUCAUAUUGAAUCUGCUACAAAACCACUUUCAACGUCGAAGUACCGUAUAGUUUUAUUUUUGUUUGAUGAAAUGAAACCUCAUGAAGCAUUUCUCAUUUUACUGAACAAGGUAUAUAAUCUACUAUUUUAUAUACCUGUCCUUUUUCCAGCUCAUCCAAAAUGCCUGUUUUUCAUAUCACAUGGUGGUCUAUUGUCCACGACUGAAUCCGCCCAUUUCGGAGUACCCACCAUUGGAAUACCAAUUUACUUUGACCAGUUCAUCAAUGUUCAAAGAGGGGUACAAUCCGGACGUACAAUCAGGGUCGACUUGACUCUAAAUUUAGUCAAUGAUCUACGGGUGGCUAUACAGAAAAUGAUUCAAGAUCCCAGUUACAAGCAGCGGGCAAAAGAAGUAUCCCAGAUGUACCAUGACCGGCCGGUGUCGCCGGGCGCGGAGCUGGUGCACUGGGUGGAGCACGUGGUGCGCACGCGCGACGCGCCGCAUCUGCGCUCCCCCGCGCUCAUGCUGCCCUGGUACCAAAAGAUGUUCCUCGACGUUAUAUUAAAAAGCAAGCAGCCAUGA
Leguminivora glycinivorella is the source of this 1385-nucleotide messenger RNA. Its product is annotated as UDP-glucosyltransferase 2-like. Bases 123 to 1385 code for a protein of 420 amino acids. The record is from RefSeq and is a predicted model, not a curated record. Gene Ontology annotation, molecular function: UDP-glycosyltransferase activity. The transcript is spliced from 8 exons. NCBI's taxonomy places the organism in Eukaryota, Metazoa, Arthropoda, Insecta, Lepidoptera, Tortricidae.